AGAGCUGUCAUACUUCUGUACUCGAAAAGUAGGAUAGAUCUGAUGGAUAGAAAUCUGUAUAUUAUCGAUUAAAUAUCAAACUACUUUCUUUGAUUCAAGAAUAUGCAACUUACAAGUCGCCCACUAUUACGCGAAGUAUCGCUCAGAAUGAAAGGAAAAGUUUGCAGAAAACUAAAUCGACUUUCUUUGCUUUUUCAUAUUUUACAUUUGCCUUUAUCGGAAUGGAAUUCGGUGAAGAGGUAGCUACGGUAAUAGAAAAUUGCCUCUCGAUUACCGUUAGCAGAUUAGAAUGGAAUGAGACGCGCUGCAAAGAAAAAUGAUGGAACGUUUCCCUCCAAUGAACCGGAUUCCUCUUGCGUGCAAUAAACUUUUUUCAUAGACACAGUAUAACAUAAUUAUGAGGCUACAAACGUUGUCCUUUUUCUUCUGUAUAAUCUUUAACCUGUUUAAAAUUGCACGCUUUCGAGUUGGAAAUUUGCAAAUUCCUAAAACAAAAGCAAGAAGACCUUCGCAUUUAACUUCAUCAGUACCAUCCAUCAUCUCUGCAACACAAUAGAUUAAAAUAGCAUUUUCAAGAUUGGAAAAUAUUUGGUAUCACAUAAACUUGUACGAAAUAUCUAAAUGUUGAAUUGAGAAUCUUCCUAAUUAAAUAAUUAGUGACAAUAACUAAUAACAAAAUACUGCAGAAUCUUCUAUUCAUCAAAUAAGGAAUAUAUCAUCUAUUUCUCUUUCCAUGACAAGAAAUAAGAUACUUUGUAAUGUCGCAAGGACUAUGUGCAACCAAAAAGAUCCUUCAGAAAAACAGUCGUUAAUCUAAUAAAAAAAAUCAUGUAGAGCUAACUAACGGAGUAAGAUUAAUUUAAUUUAACGCCAUAAAACGGAGCAUAGACCUAAUUUAAUAAAAUUCUAAUGUGAUGAUAAAAUAAUUUUUAAGUUACUAACGAUCCAAUAGAAUCAUGUGUAUUCCACUAACCUCAGGACCUUCGAUCUACUAUCGAAGCGAGGUCUUAGAAGUUCUCACGAGGAAGUCGAGUACUGAAUACCAUACAGAAAUCCCGUAAGCUGCGCUCGUAAGGCAGCCCCAGAGAAAUUGUCCUUUUUCGCAUACGACGAACAAGUCCGAGAAAGACUGGUUUCGGCUCGAAUCACCGGAUCAGUCAACGAGGAGACUUCGAGACGGUCGCAUAUCCUGGCCUGACACAGGCCAAUCAUGGCUGUCGACUUCAAGUCGAUCCUACGCGUCGUGUUUAUCGGUUUAUCAGUGAUCAUCAUCGCGUCGAAUCGAGUCAUUGCUCGACCACAGCGCGGCGAUUUGGAAUUUCUGCCCGUAGAAAAUUACGAUUGUUCUUCCAUGAGAAAAGAUGAUUGGUCCUCCGACAAAGGAAACCGUGAAACAAGAUAUCUGGAUGAAGAGAAUACUACAUUCAACGAAACUGACUAUGAUUUAUUGAUCGAUAACGAUGGCAGAGGAUUCUCUUUUGUAAAUAUCGUUGAAUCAGUGUUUUUUGCGGUAGCUAAUGGAAUCGAUUCCAUCAUGACUACUAUUAUCGGUACAGAGAAAAAUUUCAAACCGCGGUCGUCCAGAGUUAGCUACAAAAAUUAUCAAUUGAUCAGAUUGUACCCAAGUUCACAAGGACACGUGAACGAUCUGAAAGAUCUUAAAGAAACUGAGCCUGAAGAUGUUAAGUUUUGGAUCGAACCAAUGUACAACAAGACAACAGACGUGGUUAUCGCGCCAGAUCUUGUCUCUGACGUGAAAAUAUUCUUUAGAAACAAAGGGAUCGAUUUCAAAGUGCUGAUGCCGGACCUUCAGAAAAUAAUAGCGUAUCAGAAUCCAAAAAUGACAAAGGAGCAACGCGAAGAUCUUGUCAUGACUAAUGGCCACAGUAUGACUUGGAAACGGUAUCAUCGAUAUGGAGAAAUCGUUAAGUAUUUGGAAUAUUUAGCCUUGAGUUAUCCAACCCUAGCCGAAGUGAUAACUAUAGGACAUAGUUAUGAAAACCAACCUAUCAAAAUGAUAAAAAUUUCAACCGGACCGAAUAAAGAAGGCGAAGCCAAACCGGCUGUUUGGAUAGACGCCGGUAUGCACGCACGCGAAUGGAUCGGCUCCGCUGUGGCGACCUACAUCAUCAGCCAGUUGGUCGAGAAAAACUCGAGCUACGCUAAAUUGCUCGACAAUUCGGACUGGAUGAUCUUACCGGUCGCAAAUCCGGAUGGCUAUGAGUUCACUCACACUGGCGACAGAUUAUGGAGGAAGACGAGAAGUAAUCAUGCAGAAAAUCAAGAUGACAGUCGGUUUCUUCAGCUAGUGAACCAUUAUACAGGGUGGUUAUGGGGCAAAUGCGAGGGUGUCGACCCGAAUAGAAACUUUGACUACCAUUGGGGUGAAAUGGAAGAGGGUGGGGCGAGCUUGGACCCUUGCCACGAAACUUACGCCGGACCGCGCGCGUUCUCCGAACCGGAAACGAAGGCAAUGGCCGAUUAUAUCUUGGCUAACAAACAAAAUAUUAGGAUUUAUCUAACGUUGCACUCGUACUCACAAAUGUGGCUAGUGCCAUGGGGAUAUACGUACUCAAAACCGUCCGAUUAUUCCGAAUUAGCAAACGUAGCUAAAAAAGCGAUAGGAGCCAUUUCGAAAAUACACGGGACCGAUUAUCAACUUGGUACAUCGGCACAUCUGUUAUAUCCAACCUCAGGUGCUUCUGACGAUUGGGCCAAGGGAGUAGCCGGAAUAAAAUACGCCUACACGUUAGAGCUUCGAGAUCGCGGCACGUACGGGUUUCUACUUCCGGCGUCACAGAUCGUGCCAACUGCUCGUGAGAUUUGGGCAGGAAUAAGAACGAUCGCCCGUCUAAUCACUUGCAACACAUGAAAUCGAUCUCUAUUAUCAAUUGAGUACUUCAACGUAAAAUUGUUAAUUAUCGUGUCUUAUCGGCGCAAUGAUUUUGACGACUAUCGAUAUCGAGGAAUGAAUCUAUCUCGUGCGACAGUGAUAAUUUGGAUUGAUAAGCAUGGAAUCGAUCGAAACCAACGAUAAUAGCAAUUUAUUUUCCGUUACGAAAUUAUCAAAUGUGUACAUAGUUUGUCACCGGGAAUAUUAAAAUGCUAUUCAGAAUUCUGUAACCUACUGACAGAAUUUUAUUAUUCACUGCAUGUACCAGCUUUACUAAAUAUUCCAACGCAGAUAAUCGUAUUAAAUUCUAAUAAGUGAUAUGUAAAUAUUGUAAAGUAUACGCAAAGUAUAUAGAAAUAUAAGAGUUUAGUAAGAUGUAAAAGGAAGUGAAUGGACGAAUAAAUGAAUUUAAAAAAGACAAAUUAUAUUCAUCAUUUCGGAGAAAUAAGUUAGAAUAUAUUUUUUGAGGUUUAGGUCAAUAACCUAUUUGUAUCUAUAUUUAAUAAAAAUUUUUUAACAAUUGAAAUACUCAACCCCGAUACAAACGCGCCACGAUACAACAAUGAAUCUAUUAUCUAACCAUAUCUAAUGGAAAAAUA
Messenger RNA from Bombus huntii, 3492 nucleotides. RefSeq names its product carboxypeptidase B-like. The record is from RefSeq and is a predicted model, not a curated record. Gene Ontology annotation, molecular function: zinc ion binding; metallocarboxypeptidase activity. Gene Ontology annotation, biological process: proteolysis. Lineage: Eukaryota; Metazoa; Arthropoda; Insecta; Hymenoptera; Apidae. The transcript is spliced from 9 exons. Bases 1211 to 2872 code for a protein of 553 amino acids.